UAUCUAUCUUUCUCUUACUUGCUUAUCAGUUCAUCCCUUUCUUUCCUUUCCCAGGCUAUAUACACCCUCUCCCCUCCCUUUUCUCUCGCCGCCGGCUUGUCCUCUAUACUCAUUAAGCUUUAGCUGCUGCUGCUGCAGUUUAGCUCUUGAACUACUUUGGGUUUUAGGGAGGGUUUUGGCUAGUUCUUCUUUCAAUUCGGCGGCUGUUGGACCUGUUUGAGCCGUGUUUUGUAUCUGGAUCUGAAUCUCUUGGGAGCCAGGCUGCAAAUGGACACGAGGAAGAGAAGGCCUGACGGGGCAGCAAACAGCUUCAAUGGCGGAUUCAAGAAAUCUAGACAAGGUAAGUUUCUUUCAAGCUGUGCUUUUUAUACCCUAUAUAUAGUGCCCUCCUUGGCCGGUAGGUAAAGCAAUGGACCUGAAGUUGUGGGGGUGAUUUGGGCUACUUUCGAGCUUGUAGCUUAAAGUGGUUCUUUUUUUGUUCUGGGUUACUCUUUACUUAGGAAGUUUUGCUCUUACAAGUUACUACCAACUGGGAUUGUUUCCUUUCUUUCUUAAUUCUGCUGGUUAGUGACCAAGGACAAAGAAAUCUUUAGACUAGUUGGUGAAGACUGGAAAAAGGGUUGCUCUUGAUAUAGACAAUACCCCGAAUCUGUCCUGCCAACUCUUUAAGUGUUUUCCCUGCUAUUGAGCGUUCCAGGGGGUUCAGCUCUUGAGUUCGUGGCCAUAUGGCUGGUGGAGGGUGGGGUAUCUCUCCUGUAUCACUGUAUCUUUGUAGCUCUGUUUUAAGUUCAAUAGACAUUGGUGAUUAUGAAAGUCACUCAAACAUGAUGAUAGUGGAAGUCACUCAAUCAUCCAGUUGUUAAAGAUUUCUCUUUGGGGGUACUUGUGUAGUAAUUCAUGAAAUCUUACCUACUACUUACAGAUAAACGCUAUUAUUACUAAAAAUUUGAUGAGAUUAUCGCAGAGAUUUAAAAAUCUUCAAAACAUUCAACUGAAGAAAGGCAACUAAUGUUUGUUAACAGAAAUGGACUCGUUAUCAACUGGUGUAGGAAGCAAAUCGAAGCCAUGCACCAAGUUUUUCAGGUUCUAAUCCUUUCUCACCUAAAUAAUCAUCUUGGAUUGCAGUAUCACUAUUAAUCAUUACAAAGUUAGUGGGAGAAUUGAAUUCACUACUCAUAACAUUUCUGCUUCUCUAAUGAAAUUGGUAUCAUACCCUUACAGGUACAAAACUUGUAACUCUGCCGUCAUCCUAUCAAGUUAACUAAUUGAUUUAGCGGAGAGAUGUCCUUUUCAUUGGAUAACAACUGCAUCCCAGUAAUAAUUGAUUGCCUCCAAUAGUUGUGGCCCAAAGGGUGCCUCCAGCAUUACUCGAUAAUUUGAGGGAGCUGAUUUUGAUUGUAACAACUGCUUAACUAGACUAUUGAGUAUUGAAUGCUACUGUCGAAUGGUAAGCUAAAGUAAAAGUCUACAAGGUAAGAUGUAAUUGCACCAACUGCAGCACGGUCAUGUGUUUUGAGGCAAAUGGAUGCUAGUUCAUUCCAAAAUCUCAAUAGAUGAUGUUGAUUUCUAAAAGCUUGGUGAACUUAUCUAGGUUGUUUUUGCCUAUGUACAGGCUACUUUCGUGUUUUUGGAAUCUUCGUGAGUUCAGGUUUUUCUGACAUUUAUGAUGUGUUGGUGCUUUUGUGUCAUGCUGGGUUUUCAACUUCAAUCAAUGGUUUUUUCUUAUGCCGUGUUCUCAUGCAUCUGCAUUCCUUCUCUUCUCUAUUUUUGAUCAAUGAAGCUAUUACUUCACUAUGGUAUAGUUUUCCUCUGGGUUCGAUAUAUGCCUGGCACAAUCUUAGUGUUCUCGACUUUUCUUUGGGGUUCAUAAGACUUAAGCCAUCAUUUUUGAAUGCUUAUUCCAUGAUGAUUGCUUUCUGAGCUGAAUUUUCUCCGUAAUGCAGUACUGCUGGCUGUCCAUUCGGCGAGGGUUGCCACUUCCUGCACUAUGUACCGGGUGGGUACAAUGCAGUGGCCCAACACAUGAACAAAUCCAGCACACCCAUGCCAAAGAACAACAUGCCCCCACCUCAACCAGUCUCCAAUGGCUCUAAUAAUGCACCCUCAAUCAAAAACCGGAUGUGCAACAAGUACAACACCGCUGAAGGAUGCAAGUAUGGCGACAAGUGCCAUUUUGCACAUGGUGAGUGGGAGCUUGGGAGGCCAAUUGCUCCGUCUCACGAUGACCAUCACCGUAUGUCUGGCCCACCUCCUCCUGGUCCCCGAAUAAUGAACCGGAUGGAGCCGCCCCCACCAGGCCCACUAGUGGGCUUUGGCGAUACAGCUACUGCAAAGAUCAGCGUCAAUGCGUCACUUGCGGGGGCUAUAAUUGGAAAAGGAGGCGUGAACUCGAAGCAGAUAAGCAGGCAGACAGGAGCCAAGCUGUCGAUCAGGGAGCAUGAGACGGAUGCUAAUCUUAGGAACAUCGAGUUGGAGGGGACGUUUGACCAGAUUGGUCAAGCCAGCGCGAUGGUGAAAGAGCUGAUUGCAAAUGUAGGUCCAGCUGGUGGCUAUGGCCAUGGCCACAGCUAUAGCAAGCCAUCGGGUGGGUUCUCGGGGGAGAAGCAUCAUCCAGGAAGCAACUAUAAGACAAAGAUAUGCGACAAUUUUAACAAAGGGGCUUGUAGCUUCGGUCAGAGGUGUAAUUUUGCUCACGGGGCAGCUGAACUGCGCAAGACAGGGGUAUGAUUGUUUUGGUGUUGAGUCUUUUGCGUAGCUUGGUAGAUCGGAUGAACGGGCAGUGUGCAGUCGUUGUACUAGUGAGGGUUUGGAUUAUGUUUGUCUGUUCUGAUACGAGCAGAUUGUAGCUUCUUCGCUGUUUCAUUGUUUUGAGUUAGUCUUGUAUUUACCUAGAAGGUACCUCCCCUUCAUUUCUGGACCUUUUUUCUUCGCUUCUUUUGUUUUUGUGUGUUGCGACAGUAUAUCUCUUUUGGAUCUUGUGUACUCAAUGAAGUCUUUGAAGCUUA
Messenger RNA from Linum trigynum, 3005 nucleotides. The record is from the annotation of a GenBank genome assembly. NCBI's taxonomy places the organism in Eukaryota, Viridiplantae, Streptophyta, Magnoliopsida, Malpighiales, Linaceae.